CACAGACACCCCGGCCGGCAUCCGGACCCUGGAAGAGAGGCGGCGCGCGUGGGCGGCUGGCCGCCUGAUCGAUAUGAGCUGCCCGCUGUACGGUGCUCUGCGGCCGGAGAUCCUAUGGCGGCCCGCAGCCCCCCGUAACAGGUGCUCGAACUUUGGCCGCCGGCUACUACUACUCAUCCCCGCAGCACCCACUCCUAUGGUGUUUCUUCCGAUCAAAUGGAGCAAGCCCCCAAUGCCUCACCGACAGCACCUCCGCCGCUUCCUCUCAUCCGCCACCGCCAGAGCCGCGGCGCCGAUCCCAGCGUGGCUCGUCCCGCGGUCUUCCGGCACCUCCGCGCAAAGCGCCCGCAUCCGAGAGCUCGGCCGCCUCGGCCGCUUGAGCGAGGCCAGGGAGGUGUUCGACGCCAUGCCCUUCCGCGACAUCAUCGCCUGGAACUCCAUGAUAUUUGCCUACUGCAACAACGGGAUGCCCGACGCGGCGAGGUCGCUCGCCGACACGAUCUCCGGCGGGAACCUGCGCACGGGCACCAUCCUGCUGUCGGGCUACGCGCGCGCCGGGCGCGUGCGCGACGCUCGCAGGGUGUUCGAUGAAAUGCCCCUGCGGAACACCGUAGCGUGGAACGCCAUGGUCACAUGCUAUGUCCAGAACGGGGACAUCACCCUUGCUCGCAGGAUGUUCGACGCAAUGCCGAGCAGGGAUGUAUCUUCGUGGAACACGAUGCUUACUGGGUACUGCCAUAGCCGACAGAUGGUGGAUGCAAAGAAUCUGUUUGAACAGAUGCCAGAACGCAACAUGGUUUCUUGGACGGUGAUGAUUUCUGGGUAUGUUCUGAUUGAGCAGCAUGGUAAGGCUUGGGACAUAUUUCGUAUGAUGCACUAUGAAGGAAUGUCACCAGAGCAACCAAACCUUGUCUCUGUGCUUUCAGCUAUAAGUAAUCUUGGUAAUCUCAACAUUCUAGAGAGUAUCCAUGCUUUUGUUCAUAAGGCUGGUUUUGAGAGGGAUGUGGUAAUCAGCACUGCCAUACUUAAUGCAUACACUAGGGGUGUGAGUAUGCUUGACACUGCAGUAAAAUUCUUUGAAGGUAUGACAGAGAGGAAUGAGUACACAUGGUCAACCAUGAUCGCUUCACUAUCUCAGGGUGGACGAAUAGAUGAUGCUGUUGCUGUCUACCAAAGAGAUCCUAUUAAGUCUGUUCCUAGUCGAACUGCAAUGCUCACAGGCCUUGCUCAAUGUGGAAGGAUUAACGAUGCGAGGAUUUUAUUCGAUCAGAUCCCCGAGCCUAAUAUUGUAUCCUGGAAUGCCAUGAUUACUGGGUACAUGCAGAAUGAAAUGGUUGAUGAGGCAGAAGGGCUUUUUAACAGGAUGCCUUUUAGAAAUACAAUAUCUUGGGCUGGGAUGAUUGCAGGAUAUGCACAAAAUGGGAGGAGUGAACAAGCUUUGGUUUUGCUCCAGGUGCUCCACCGGAAUGGGAUGUUACCUAGUCUGUCUAGUUUGACCAGCACCUUCUUUGCUUGUUCGAAUAUUGAAGCUCUUGAGACAGGAAAGCAGGUGCAUUCACUUGCAGUAAAGGCCGGCUGUCAGUUCAAUAGCUAUGUAUGUAAUGCGCUGAUUACUAUGUAUGCCAAGUGCAGAAACAUAGGUUUUGUGAGACAAAUCUUUGAUCGUAUGACAGUUAAAGAUACAGUGUCAUAUAACUCUUUAAUUGCUGCACUUGUACAGAACAAUAUGUUGGAAGAAGCAAGAGAUACAUUUGACAAUAUGCCCAGUCGAGAUGUUGUUUCUUGGACUACUAUAAUAUCUGCAUACGCACAGGCUGACCAGGGGAAUGAGGCAGCAGAGAUGUUCAGAAAUAUGCUUCAGGUGCAUGAGUUACCCAAUUCACCAAUAUUAACGAUACUUCUUGGCAUUGGCGGAAAUCUUGGUGCUUCCAAACUUGGACAGCAAAUUCACACCGUUGCUGUCAAACUUGGUAUGGAUUCAGGACUUAUAGUGGCUAAUGCUCUCAUCUCAAUGUAUUUCAAGUGUGGUUCUGCUGAUUCCCUUAAGGUUUUUGACUCAAUGGAGGAACAAGACAUUUUUACAUGGAAUACCAUUAUUACAGGCUAUGCUCAACAUGGCCUUGGAAGAGAAGCCAUCAGGAUGUAUCAACAAAUGGAAUCUGCAGGAGUGUUGCCAAACGAGGUCACUUUUGUGGGGCUUUUACAUGCAUGUAGCCAUUCUGGUUUGGUAGAUGAAGGGCGUCAGUUUUUCAAAUCCAUGAGCAGUGAUUAUGGACUAACUCCUCUGCUGGAGCACUAUGCUUGCAUGGUGGACCUUCUUGGGCGAGCUGGUGAUGUGCAAGGAGCUUUAGAGUUUAUUUAUGAUAUGCCUAUUGAGCCGGAUGCUGUGAUCUGGAGUGCUCUUCUUGGGGCAUGCAAGAUCCACAAGAACGUAGAAAUUGGGAGAAGAGCAGCUGAGAAACUUUUCUCUAUUGAGCCAUCAAAUGCUGGCAAUUAUGUAAUGUUGUCAAAUAUAUACUCCUCCCAGGGGAUGUGGGAUGAAGUUGCGAAGGUACGAAAACUUAUGAAAGAACAAGGUGUGAACAAGGAACCUGGUUGUAGCUGGAUGCAGAUAAAGAACAGAAUGCACUCAUUUGUCACUGGAGAUGAGGAACAUGAACAAAUUCAAGAUAUACAUGCUACCCUCCGGGAGUUGUACACUUUGUUAAAGGCUACAGGAUAUGUGCCUGACACAGAAUUUGUUCUCCAUGACAUAGAUGAAGAGCAGAAGGAGAGCUCACUUCUGUACCACAGUGAGAAGCUUGCUGUUGCUUAUGGCCUUCUUGUUACACCCAAGGGCAUGCCCAUCCAGAUAAUGAAGAACCUUAGAAUAUGUGGUGACUGUCACGCUUUCGUCAAAUUUGUUUCCCACGUCACCAAGAGAGAAAUUGACAUUAGGGAUGGGAAUCGAUUCCAUCAUUUUAGGAAUGGAAAUUGUUCAUGUGGUGAUUUUUGGUGAUAAAUUAUCCCACCACCAACAGGCCCUCUUCACACUAUCCCCUCAUUCAGGUUCUGGCAUCAAAAAAAGAACACUGCAAGGUUCUGAUAGAGGGAGGGGUCAAGUUGACCGUGAGGACCUGUGAAGACAGGAAGAGGAAGGGGCAAUCCAGUGAGGUAUUGAGCAACAAUUGUGGAAUGGAGUUGAAGCCAUCUGCCACCAUGACAAUAUCUGGAAUGGAGGUGGCUGGAGCAACACGGUCACACGGACAAUGGGUGGAAGACUGAGGGAAGGUUUUGAAGGCAGUCUCAUGGCAUCGUGCGGUGCCUUAUUGGCGGUGAUAACCAAUGAUGACAGGAGCCAGAUGGCACUCCCCGGCCAAUUUCAUGGCAGUAAGGCUGAGCAGGUGCAGGCAGAUUGAGACAAACUGAUGCUUCCACCUUUGCUGGUUCAGUGCAGGAGUAGUCAAGCUGUAGAGGUCGAUAUGAUAUCAAAAUUGUCAAUGCCUCAUUGGUAAAUUCAACGGCCACCAGCCACCCUGUCAUCUGCAUUUUUGUUAGGCUGACAGCAGCUGCUAAUGGAAAAUUGGAUAACUCUUUGCAUCUUUUCCUACUGCAUUUGCCCACACUAGUACACCAUUCAUCUAGAGGAAGGGUCAAUGGCAGUGAGAAGAUCUAUUAGUCUUAUGCAUCAUGAAUGGAUAAAGGUAUAUAUCUUCCUGCUACUCGAACUGAACUUUGGGUGUCAGUUGUGGUGAGUUAAAAUUUGUUCGGUAAGUUCUGUUUGUUACCCGGCCUUUAGGUUCGGUAUUAUCCCUGUCCAUUUCAGUUCGGUGUUCUGACCUGGUUGUCGAGUUUAGUAUUGAUCUGAAUCCCGCACUGUUCUAGGCUGCUGCCUUUGCUUGUCAAAUUACAACCCGGUCACUGUUUUAUAUUUGUAUAAAAAAAACAGAUACUGAAACAUCCGCACCCACAGAUCCUCGCAUCUUUUCAGAAGUUUUCAGAUCCUCGCAUGUCACCCAGGUAACCUUUCGUCCUACCAAGCACCAACCACCAAGUACUGUCGAGCCGCGUCGGUACCGGGGAAAGCGAAAGCAAACCGAGAAGAGAAACCACUCCGCUCCCCCCCAGAACAAAGAAGAAACGCAAGUUGCAGCUCAACUUGGCAGCCGAACAACGGGAGCCCGCCACCUGAGCGCCACCGCACCCGCGGCCGCGCGUAAAGCGACGGCAUCCCUCGGCCUCCGGGGCCGAGCGAAAACCGUGGUCGCGGCGUGGGGGCGAGGAACCCGGUGUGAAGAAGAAAAGCUGGGCAAUUUGCGAAGCCGCGCACGGCGCACCAACGUGCCCCCCCCCCCCC
This is a messenger RNA of Panicum hallii, 4336 nucleotides long. Its product is annotated as pentatricopeptide repeat-containing protein At4g14050, mitochondrial-like. Gene Ontology annotation, molecular function: protein binding; RNA binding; zinc ion binding. The coding region runs from base 74 to 2998 and encodes 974 amino acids. NCBI's taxonomy places the organism in Eukaryota, Viridiplantae, Streptophyta, Magnoliopsida, Poales, Poaceae. Gene Ontology annotation, biological process: RNA modification. The record is from RefSeq and is a predicted model, not a curated record. The transcript has 5 exons.